UUACUCCACAGCAGUCGAUGGAAUAGAUUUAUUCGUUAAAGAUUGAAAAUGAAGUUAUUAUUGGUAAUUUGUAUUACGCAAACCUUUGCGUUGUCGGUAUUUUCCUCAAUUUUCAAUCAAAGUGAUGAAGAAGAAUGGAGUGCAUUCAAGAUCAAAUACGGUAAACAUUACGCAACAAGCGCUGAAGAUCAGGUGAGGAAGAUUAUCUACUUCGAUAAUAAGUUAAUAGUCAUAAAGCAUAAUGAAUUAUAUGCCAAGGGAAUCAAGACAUACAAAUUAGGAAUAAACAAAUUCGCAGAUCUUACAAACACCGAAUUCAGAAAGCUAAUGAAUGGGUACAAAGGAAUUAAAAAGCAGACCGGAGAACUUUACGUUCCCCACGCAAACGAAAAAUUACCAAGCAGUGUAGACUGGAGACAAAAAGGUGCAGUCACACCUGUCAAGGAUCAAGCACAUUGUGGUUCCUGUUGGGCUUUCUCUACCACUGGUUCCAUCGAAGGUCAACAUUUCUUGAAAACUAGUAAACUCGUAUCUCUCAGCGAACAGAACUUGAUGGACUGCUCCACAGAAGAGGGAAACCUGUCCUGUCAGGGUGGCUUUAUGGAUUCUGCUUUUGAAUAUGUUAAGAAAAAUAAUGGAAUUGACACUGAAGAAUCAUAUCCAUACGAAGCAAAGAACAAUCCAGCGUGUAGAUUUAAAAACGCGACUGUUGGAGCCACAAUCACUGGAUACAAAGACCUUCAGAGUGGUAAUGAGUCAGCUCUACAAUCAGCAGUGGCCAAUAUUGGACCUAUAUCUGUGGCAAUUGAUGCAAGUGCUGAUUCUUUCAAACUUUAUACUGGAGGAGAAAUCUACUAUGAGGAAAAUUGCAGCUCUGUAAUGCUGAAUCAUGGUGUCCUCGUAGUUGGGUACGGUUCCGAAAACGGCAAAGACUACUGGCUGGUGAAGAACUCCUGGGGUGAAGGUUGGGGUAUGGAUGGCUACAUCAAAAUGACAAGAAACAAGAAAAACCAAUGUGGAAUUGCUACAGAGGCUAGCUACCCACUGGUGUAACCGAAUCAUUGUGUGUGUGUGCAAAUAUAACUUGGAAUUUUAAAUAAAAAUGUAUUCAAAUUGUAGCAAUAUUUAAGUGUUUUAUAACUAGACUAUAGUUCCAAGAAUGAUUGAAAAAUUUCAGCUAACAAAUCAUAAAUACUAUUAAAAUAACAAAAUUUAAAAAUGAAAGAUAGUUAAUUAUGAACCAUAUUAAAAGUACUUUAGAGGAAGACAUAAAUGAAAAUUGGGCAUUUAAGCCCUGUAAAGUGACAUCAACGGGGAUAAGACCUAAAUGAUAUUAAAG
Molecule: messenger RNA, 1339 nt
Organism: Nezara viridula (southern green stink bug)
Lineage: Eukaryota; Metazoa; Arthropoda; Insecta; Hemiptera; Pentatomidae
Source: the annotation of a GenBank genome assembly